Messenger RNA from Chlamydomonas reinhardtii, 9267 nucleotides. RefSeq lists its product as uncharacterized. The transcript has 45 exons. The record is from RefSeq and is a predicted model, not a curated record. Lineage: Eukaryota; Viridiplantae; Chlorophyta; Chlorophyceae; Chlamydomonadales; Chlamydomonadaceae. Gene Ontology annotation, molecular function: protein binding; ATP binding. Bases 302 to 8800 code for a protein of 2832 amino acids. Gene Ontology annotation, biological process: chromosome organization; double-strand break repair. Gene Ontology annotation, cellular component: chromosome.
GGGCAAUCCAGCCCAGCACGCAAGGCGCACGACAAGCAGGCGCACAUUUUUGACAUAUCGCUAUCUGAACUUAUUACUAUCGUGACAUGUUAAAUAUGCCUGCCGACAACCCCUGCCCGAGCGCCGGGCUAGCGCACCGGAAAUGACAGCUUGUGACAACGCAACUUGUGUGCUCUUAAAAUGUAUGUUAAUGGCUCCAUGUUAACAGGCCAAUACAACCAAUCAGCUAGGGGGCCAGCCCGAGCCUGCAAAUUGUGAGGCCCAGCUCGCGGACUUCGCACACCGGCUGGAGGCCACAACGAUGAGCCUAAGCACCUCAGACUACAUUACUGUGCUGCUGAAGGACGGCCUUGGCGGCCGACGCCAGGCACGUGUCAACUUGCCUGUCAGCAGUUUUUCUGUCUUGCAAGACGAGAUUCGGCGCGCGUUCCAGCCUGAGCUGGACCAGCAGGAGUUUUACCUUGUCACCAACAACAAGGUGGUCAACUCAGAUGCCGUGCUGAGACGGCUGCGGCCGGGUGGGCAGGUGGGCGUGUGCCUGGGCGCCGCACCGCCACGACCGUCAUUAUCUGCUGCCCCGCCGGCGAGCAGCUUGCCCAGCGGCGCUGGCACUGCCGCCGGGGCUGGCAGUGCGGUGCGCAGCCGGCCUCCAGCUGGGCCCAGCAGACCCGCCACGAGCACGGCAGCGGGCCCGGCCGCGCCGCAUGGCACCAGCGAGCGGAAGACGGAGGCGAGCUCGCCCACCGGCAGUCUGGACUACAGGCCGCCGGCAAAGGAGCGCAUCAGCUUUAUCCCACACCCUAAGACGCUGACCAUGGCGGGCGACUACGAAUACUUUUCCGCACGGGGGCAUCACCCCUUCGCGUUCGCGCUGGCGGAGCUGGUGGACAACGCCCUGAGGGCCACCAAGGGGCAGGCCCAACAGCACCAGAAGCAGCAGGAUGCUGACGCGGCGGCUGCCGGCGGCUGCGCCGCUGGUGACGAGCCCGCAGCGGCAACGGGAGUGGCGGCUGAGGAGUCCCGUGGGCAGGCGGCAGCUGCGCCGCGCUCUCGUGACAUCACCAUCAGCCUCGUCGUCAACGAGCGGAGCAGCGCGGGCCUCAUUCGCGUACAGGACAACGGCCGCGGCAUGUCGCCCAAGGAGCUGAGCGACUGGGCCGUCAUGAACCUGUCCAUGGAGGACCGGGGGCUGCUGCCCAGCGGUGCACAGCAUGGCGUAACAACGGCAGGCGGCAGCCGCUACCUCAGCGGUGACCUGUCCUUCUUCGGCGUGGGCUCUAAGAACGCGGCGUUCUUUAUGGGCCGCUCCGUUAAGCUGGCAACGCGCACCGCCGGAAGCGAGGCGGUUCACGAACUGCUCAUUGCGGGUGCAGAGCUGGAGCGCAGGUACAAGGCCGGCGAGGCUGUGUAUGAGGAGGACAUGGUGCACCGCCAGCCCGGGGACGAAUCCACGCUGUCCCAGCAGGAGGCGGCCUUCGGCGUGACACGCUCGUGGAUUGCAGAGGAGGUGCCGCCCGCCGCCUCUGCAGACGGCGCGGCUGGCGCCGCCUCCCCAUCCUCCUCCGCCCCCGGCCCCUCCUCCGGCUUCCCCUCCUUUACGCGCGUCACCAUCACCGACCUCCGGCCCGACGUGCUGGCGCUCAUGGCGAAUGCCGACAGCGGCGCCGCCGUGUGCCGCGACCUUGCUCACCUCUACCACUAUUACCUGCACGGGCCCGCCGGCAACGUGGACGCCGCGCGUGCCGCACCCGGAAAGGACGGCGGCCUAGCUGGCAAGGACGCGGCUGCAGCAGGAGCAGCCGGGGCAUCGGGCGGGGGUGUGGGCGGUGGAUCGGCUGGUUCUGGCGGACAGCGGGAGCUGCCAGGCGGUGAGGCAAUGCCGCACAUAGUGGUGGAGUAUAUGGUGGGCGGGCGGUGCGUGUGGCGGCGGCCGCUGGUGGAGGUGGACGACGACCUGGAGACUCGCUACGUGCGGGCGGCGCAGGCGCGGCUGGAGUUCAGCUUGGAUGUGCCGGGCAAGGGCGCUGUGGAGGGAGUGCUGUGGUACUUCCCUUUUGUGAACGGCGCCGAAACCGUGCCUACGGAGCAGGGGGCCGCGGCGUACGGCAGCGGCUGUCCGGGCGGCAGUGGUGGGGGCGCUGGUGGCGGCAAGCCUGGCGGAGGUGCUCCCGGGCCCGGCGUGCUAACCCUGGCGCACGAGUUGCCGACACAAAUGACGCUGCACGGGGCAGCGGCACUUGCAACCCAGAUGGUCCGAGCGGGUCGUGGCGGUCUGGGCCUUGGCCUGGGCACUCAGGCAGGCCAGCUGCCGGAGCAAAUGCAGCGGGCGCUGCUGGACCUGCUUGACUGCGAGGACGGGGCAGACGCUGGUGGCGACGGUGAGGCCCGCAGCACUGCCCCUCUGUUCGAGACAUUCUGGCAAGGCCGCCUCAUCCCCGGCAGCGGUCUAGACUCGGUGCCCUUCAUCGAGGCGGUGCGGGCCAAGCUGCGCGGCAGCGCCAGCGGCAAGGACUACGUGCCGGACGAGGUGUUCAGGCGGAUAAGGGGUGCGCUCUUUUUCGGACCCGCCUGGCGCGUCACGCGCAACAAGCUGACGUUCCGGGACCCGCUGCAGCAGCUGCUGGCAGCUGCGACGCCGGGCGACCGCGGCUUGGACCGGCGGCUGCGGGAGUGGCUGCGCGACUGCCACACACGGCUGGACCGCAUCAUCCGGUUUGAGGGGCCUGCGGACGUAGAGCUCAAGGCCCUGGUGCGUAAGGAACUGGGAGAAGCCAUGACGGGCUUCAAGUGCGCCAACGACGGCAGCCGCAUCAUUGUGGCAGGCGACGUGGUGCGACUGGCCACCAAGCCCGCGGCGCUGGGCCGCGUCAAGUACUUUGCUGUGCCGCAGGCGGGUGCGGCCGAGGGCGUGUAUGCCACGGGCUUCGUGACGUUCGCGGGCGUGCCGGACUUCGUCCACGGCAACGACCAUACCUCCACGCUGCCGCUGCGCCGCAUCGAGGAAGUGCUGACGCCGGCGGCGGUGGAGGAGUUUGUGACACGCGAGCGGGCCAAGCUGCCCUCGGCGAUCAAGCUGGAGCCGCUGCGCUUGGCUUCGGGCCGGCGGCUGGACAUGGCGGUGGGCGAGCCCGUGCCCGAGACCACCGUGGCCAUCUGCAACGCGGCCGGCCAGCGCCUCACGCGCACCUUCCUGCAGGGCCAGAAGGUGUCCCUGCGGGUGCAGCAGCGCCUGGUGUACCUGGGGCCGCGCCGGCCGUCGGCCUACUGCGCCGGCGGCGAGGGCGAUGCAGCCGCUGCGGCGGACGGGGAGGGCAAUGCGGACAUGCCGCAGGGGGACACGGUGAUAGCGGGCUCAGGCGCAGCGCCGUCUGCAGCUGCGCCCGCAGCCGCUGAGCCGGCUGCAACAGAAGCAGGAGGCAAACGUGGCCGCAAGCGGCGGAAAAAGAAGGGAGCAGAGGAGGACGACGACGAGGCGGCCGUUCAGGCCGCGCAUGGGGCAGCAGACGCAGAAGGCGGAAAGGAGAACCACGCGCCGUCUGCGCCAGGGGCGAAGCGGCCGCGACGCGGCGCGGCAGCAUCUGCCGUCGUCGCUGCCGCUGCAGCGGCUGCUGCCAACCCUGCGCCUGCGCAGCCCUCGUCGCAGCCACUGGCCGCAGCCACGGCCCCAGCGGCAACAGAAGGCGGCAGCGGCGGUGUCAGCAGCGGCGCGCGGGGCAGGCCGCUGGCUGAUGGUGUGGGCGAGGUGGUGCUCUGUGUAGAGAACAAGACGCCGGUGGACGGGUCGUUCCAGUUCAGCAAGAUUGCAGGCGGCCUGACCCGCGCCGGCACCUUCUUCCUGGAGUACCGCCUGCUGCCGGACCUGCCGCCCGGCUGUGCCACUGACGCCGCCGGCGCCGCCAGUGCAGAGCCCACGCCGCUGUGGUGCCGCAGCGUCAUCUACGCCACUGCCGGCCCCGCCGUGCGCUUUGAGCUGCGGGGUGAGGCUCGCGCGGUGCUGGCCACCAAGGCGCUCGCGCUGGGCGAGGCUUUGCCGCCGCUGCAAAUCACCUGCUACGAUGCACAGGACAACGAGGUGUCGCCGGCCGACGCAGCGGCGGUGCUGGGCAGCGUGUCAGCAGCCUCAGUAGAGCUGAUGCGCCGCAGCGGCGCUGGCGAGGAGCAGGCAGCGGCGUCGCAAACGGCCAUCAACGAGCUUAAGCUGGAGUGGCAGGCGGCCUCUACACCAGAGGCGGUCGUGCUACAGGGCCUUCGCGUGGUCGGCUGCAGCUCGGCCGUGGGCUGCAACGGCGGCAUGCGGGCUUUUGGAGGGACCGGGCAUGGCACCGGGGCAAACUCCUCACUGCAGAGCGCUGACCAGGCCCGUGGAUCUCCCGGCAGCGACCAGCGCGGUACCGGCGCGCAAGGCAGCGGUGUGGGCGGGGUUGAAAACGGCAGCGAUACCAACGGGACCAAGGAGUUGGACCUGCAGCUGCGAGUGACGCUGCCCAACAUGCCGGCACAGACGCUGCCAAUUAAGCUACGCCCGGGCGCGCCCGCGGCGCUGCGGCUGCUGCCCGGCCAUCCCUUUGCGCCCGCCGGCACCGGCAUAGGCUCCAUGACAACUCAGCUGCUGCCCGCAGCCGUCAUGCACGGCGAGGCCCUGCCUGAAUUCCAGGUGGCAGUGCUGGACGCCUGGGGAAACGCCACCUGCCCCACGCCCGACCUACCCACCCACCUGGAGCUGGAGGGGCCAGUACUGGCGCCCGCCUGCAGCCGCCUUGACGUGGACAGCAGCGGCCGCGCCACGGUGCAGGGCGUGCGCGUGGUGGCACCGGGCGCUGACUACAUCGGCGCGCAGCAGGAUGUACGGUUGAGCAUCCGAUGCAGCCCGCGCGGCUGCGGCGCCCGUGCCGCUCUUGAGGCCGCCGAGGCUGCUGCGGCGGCGGCAGUGUCCGAGGGUGCUGGGCCACUGGCGGGCUGCGGCCGGGGCUGGGGCAGCCUAGUGCUGCCGCUGGUGGUGCAGCCAUGCACGCAGCCCACGCGGCUGGAACUGCUGCUGGACGGCGAGCCGCUGCCGGUGGGCCCGGGCUCGGCAGGCGAUGGGCACGUGGCGCUGAUGGAGGGCGUGGCGGCGGGCAGCCGCGUCACGAGCCUGGCGCUGCGGUUCCUGGACGAGGCGGGGAGGCCCGCCGAAUCGGGCUUCAAGGGCAAGCUUCAGGUGUCGUGGGCCAAGGGCAGCAAGAAGGUGACGGUUUCGGACCCGGACGCAGUUCAGCCGCUGCAGCCGCUGCACGUCAAGGAGCAGGCUGGCGGAGAGCCGCAGAGCGCCUGGGUGCGCUUCGUGGGUGACGGCGCGCUGUCUGGCCUGACCCUUGAGGCCUCCCUGGAGCUGGCUGUGGUAGCGGGUGCGCCCGCGGCCUGGGGCAUCUCCGUCCUGGAGUGGUCGGGAGCUGCCAACGGCGGUGGAGACGGCGUGGAGGGCGGACGUGGAGGGCAUUCACAGGCCACUGAGAACCUGGGCUGCGUGGCGUGCGGAGCGCCCAUCUGCCUGGAGAUACAGCCGCACGAUGCGCACAGCAACAGGUGCACCACAUGGACCGGCAGCGCGCCGCGGCCAACCCCCGUCGUGGAGCCGGUGCGGGAGGGAGAGGACGCGAGCGAGGCCACCCUGCUGUACGAUGCGGCGGACUGGGUGUGCGGUUGGGAGCUGUCACAGCACUCGGGCUGCGAGGCCUACCACGUGCGGCUGACGCUGGGCGGCACCGCCGGCCCCGUGAAGCUGCUGGUGCGGGACAGCUCGGGGCCGGGCGGCGAGUCGCUACUGCUGCCCGAUGCAUUGCCGGUGGAGUUGCAGCCAGGCCGCCCCACCAGCCUCGCGUUCGACGGGCCGCAGCAGCUGCGAUGCGGGGCGCGCGGCACCCUGGGCGACCUGUCUGUCCGCGUCACGGACGACUGGGGAAACCUGGUGGAGGGGCUGGCGGCGGCAGGCGGGGGCCGAGGCGGAGGGAAAGGUGGGAAAGGCGGGGACGCCGGGUCCGCGCUGGAGCUGACGCUGCAGACCAGCGCCAUUGCGGCGGAUGGGUCGGGGAACGCCGCAAAGGUCUCCGUCGCCGGCAGCAACAAGGCAAAGGUGAUCAAGGGCUGUGCCGUGUUCCGGGACGUGCGCCUGGACGGCGCGCCUGGCACCUCCUACCUGCUGCGGGUGGGGUCGGCCUCACGCAAGGUGGCGCUGAGGGACACCAGCCUGCCCGUGGAGGUGGUGGCGCAGAACAUCGUGCGCCACGUGGCCCUGGCGCCCUGCAGCCUGCCGCAGGAGCCCCUGGAGCCCGGGCUGCCGCUGGAGCUGCAGGUGCAGGUCACAACUGAGGACGGCGCAGCCCUGCCGCCGGACAUUGCCACCGCCGGCCUCUCCCUGCGCAUCAAGGCACCCUCAGCGGAGGCGGCGGCCGCUGCGCGUGGCGAGGAAGGCGCCGCAGCGGCGAUGGCCGCUGCUGGCGAGGGCAGGGGCGGCAGCAGUGCAGCGGCAUGCACGUUGGUGCUCCAGCCUCAGCCGCAGGAGGAGGGCUGCAGCCCAGCAAGCGCGGGGCUGUGGCGGUUCGUCACGCCAGGGGCGCUGCUCGUUGCGGGCGAGUACACGGUCACGGCCGAGUAUGUAGAGCUGCGUGGAGAGCUGGCCAGGGCUCUUCCGAAGGCGGACCAGACCGUUCGCAGCGUGAGUCAUGCGCUGCAGCUGCUGCCGGCCGCGCCCAUCACAGCAACUCUGGAGCAGCCGGCCGCCGCCGUGGCGGCAUCAGCGUCUCUGGCGGUUACAAACGCCGGCGGCAGCGGCCGUGUGCUGCUGUCGGGGGCGGCAGUACAGCUCCGAGACGAGUACGGUAAUGCCGUACAGCUGGACGGCGUCCUUGUACGAUGGGUGCUGGACUGGCCGUCGCCAGGCGACGGCGAAGACGGAGAGGCAGCAGCCGCAGCGGAACGGGACGCAGCUCUGGCGGCAGGAGCAGAGCUUCCGUCACUGCAGGGUGGCUCCGCUGACGCGCCCCAGCGGCUGGAGGUUGUGACGGACGGCCGCGGCCGGGCCUUCGUCCGCGAGCUGGCUCUGGAACCCGGCAGCGGCCGUGUAGGCGCCGCACCGGAGGGCACGGACGGGCCACAGGCGCUGCACCUAGAGCUGAGGCUGGAGGUGGCGCUGCGGGCGGACGGCGGAGGCCCCACAGCCGGCGACGCCGAGGCCGAGGCCGACGGCGAGGAGGCGGGCGGCGCCUGGCUGCGGUGCUGGUCGGCGGCUGUGGUGUUCUCAGACGACGCGGCGCGGGCGGCCACGCUGCAGCGGCUGGGUGCGCGGCGAGACGAGUUGAUGGCCCUAGUGGCGGAGGCGGAGGCGGCCAAGGAGGAGGCGGAUAGGGCGGUCACAUCGGCGAAGCAUGCGGCGGCGCAGGCGCAGCAGGGGGUGGAGCGGGCUCGCAGCCGCGCGCAGGGCCACGGGCAGGGUGCGCAUGCGGCUGCUGGGUCGGUCAGGAGUGCAUCUGAGGCCCGUGAGCUGAUGCACAGCCUGGCGGAGCAACAGCGGCGGGCAGAGGAGGCGGCGAGGCAGCGCGGCGAUGCCAUCAGCGCACGGUAUGGCGGCAGUGGCAGUGGUCUGGUGCAGGCGCUGAACCGCUGCCUGGCGGCACAGGAGGGCGCCGGCGAGGUGGUGGGCGUGCUAGCGCAGCUGGCCACCGUGGAUGAACCCCGCGUGUCCGCGCUUCUGGCAGCGGCCUUCUCCUCCACACUACAGAUCCUGGUCGUCCGCUCCUACGACUGUAUCAAGCGGCUGCGCGGUAUGCUGUCCGCCGCGCGCUGCCAAGUGCCGUCCAUGCUGGCGCUAGGCAUGGCGCAGGCGUUCACGGGCGAGGGCGGCAGCCGGCAUUUGGCGGAGGUCAUAUCCUCCAUGCGGGGGGUGGGCGACAAGGCGGUGGCGCUGCAGGCGGCGGCGUGCGCUGGCGCCGACCCGCCCCUGAUCAUGGCGCUGCCGCACACGCGCGCGCUGGUCAGCAUGCCGGCAGACCGCGCCCAGUCCGUCGUGGCCUCGGGCGCCGGCCCCGCCGCGGACGAGUGGCCCGAGGGCUGCCUGGGCUACGCAGUGAACCUGCUGCGGCCGGCGGUGCCCGGCCAUCGCGCGGCGCUGUUCUACAGCCAGCUGGGGCGCACGCUACUAUUCGAGACACUGGACCAGGCGGCGGCGUACCGCGCAUACGUCCUGCAGUCGCUGGGUACGGCGAUGGGCGACGUGUACACGCUGGAUGGCGGAAAGCUGAGCGGCCGAGGCGUGGUGGUGGGCAGCGGCUUUCGGGUGCUGCCGCUGGAGGAGGCGCCCGUGCGCUUCGGGGCGGGGCAGGGGCAACAGGCGGCCCUGGCAAAGCAGCUGGCGGACAAGGUGGUAGAGGUUGAGGCGCUGGCGGUGGCGCUGGAUGCGGCGGAGGCCGCAGCGGGGGCCUCUGGCGAGGCAGAGGUGGCCGCGGAGACGGCGGCGGCUCAGCUGGCAGGCGUCACUGUGGAGGUCGCGGUCGAGCUGCAGCACAUUGAGUCUGAGAUUACCCGCCUUGCUGGCAGGCAGCAGCAGGCAGCAGACGGCGGCGGUGGGCGGCGAGCUGGGCGGUCGAACAAAAGGAGACGUGAAGGAGCGGCCACGCAGGGACGGCGGGAACGGGAGCGGGACGUGGAUGCGGAAGUGGAGGAAGGUGCUGAGGCGCCGCCGCAGCCGAGCACAGGGGAGGCAGAGGACAACGGCAACGUUGGCGUUGGUGGUGGGAAGCGGCAACGGGGCAGGAGGAACCAGUGUUAGACCGCGUCAUGGGCCACCUUGCAGUAGGCUGCGUAUGCAUGCUGAUACAGGCACGAGCACCUAGUUUGACACUUGACAGUAUAAGUUGCCUGCUGAUCGCAGAUUCAUUUACUAUCCACGUACAUACUUCAUACGUCUGGUGUUACAGACCUUGGUGACAUAGCUCAGGGCUUUAAAUCAUGCUGUGCCUGGUGCCCAUGUCCCGAUGCGGGCUCUUGGUGACUGUGUGGCUCUUGUGGGUUUGAGCUUGGCUGGGGGUAAUGUGUGGAGCGUUGGGAAAGAUGGGGAACGGCAACCACAGGGCAGACCUUAUCUGUUUGGGCCAGAAAUGGGUCGCUCGCUGCUCCCUUCUGGAUAUUGAUGUUGCAUUUAUAUGUCGUGUGUGGCUUAGUGCUUCACCGUAUUGAGUCUAUUCCGGUCGUGACAUCGCCCGCCGAAUCCAGGGAUACCUGUAAUACGGUACUUAC